Echinococcus granulosus is the source of this 831-nucleotide messenger RNA. RefSeq lists its product as hypothetical. The record is from RefSeq and is a predicted model, not a curated record. NCBI's taxonomy places the organism in Eukaryota, Metazoa, Platyhelminthes, Cestoda, Cyclophyllidea, Taeniidae. Bases 1 to 831 code for a protein of 276 amino acids. The transcript is spliced from 8 exons.
AUGAAGGGAAUAUUUAUUGAAAACGAAAGAAAUGAGUCCUUCAGAGAGCAUCAAAUCUCCUGCACAAUUAUUUUUGCUUUUAACCCGAUGCCGGCAUACGUGAUAUCUGUUACAAAUGCAAUGCAGUUAGUUUUCGACUCAGAAAAUCCACACUUCACAAAACUAGUUCAGCUUUCCCAAAAUGUAUAUGGAAAAAAGUUGACUAAAUUAUUUUGUUUAAGUGCUUUCUUUUCAGAGCCAUCAAUUCCAACAGGAAGAAAGAUCUCCUAUCGAAAUCCAAUCUCUCGUCUGCUUCAGUUGAAUGGUUAUUUAAUGCACCUUUACCCGCCCUUGUUCGGCUCUUGUAUUUCAAUUCUAACACCAUUUUUUAUUUAUGAUAAUAGCAUAUGCACUGCAAUCGCUUAUAUUCCUUUAGAGUUAGUAAAUAACUGUUUGCUCACAAUAACACCAGAUGGAAAGGAAAAAAUCGACGCAGCAAAGUGUAUAGACAGAGGUGCUGGUUGCAGCAACUCGGUCAUUUAUUUGUGCAUGAAACCAAAACAUUGGACAUCAGAGAAGUUAACUUUUAACUUUAUAACACCAAAACAACGGUCCAAUAUUCGAAUGAUGAAGACGUAUAGAUGGAGACCUAGUGAUAGUGGUGUAGUGAAACAUCAUAUACAGAGUAAUACAAUGAACAAUAUUAGAGCUAUCAAUCAACCUUUACUAGUUGCUAUGGGGUUACAUAAUUUAUUUGUAUUUUUACGACACCUUAAAAGCUUUGUCGAUGUGGACAACCCUAAAACAGAAGAGGAAUAUAAUGCACCAUCAUUAAAAGCUCAAAUGUUUUAA